Messenger RNA from Micropterus salmoides (largemouth bass), 1548 nucleotides. RefSeq names its product secernin 3 (gene scrn3). NCBI's taxonomy places the organism in Eukaryota, Metazoa, Chordata, Actinopteri, Centrarchiformes, Centrarchidae. Bases 130 to 1386 code for a protein of 418 amino acids. Gene Ontology annotation, molecular function: dipeptidase activity; cysteine-type exopeptidase activity. The record is from RefSeq and is a predicted model, not a curated record. Gene Ontology annotation, biological process: proteolysis. The transcript has 9 exons.
UAAAUCAUAUGGAAACAGAAAUGAGAAUAGAAACUGACACUGACAGUGCGCGGCAGGACUGACAAACAUAGUGAGGUGUGUUCAAGGUAUUGGUGCACUGGCUGCUUAUGCUAAGGUUUGUGAUUCAAAAUGCACCCAUCCUCCUGUGACACCUUUGUGGCUCUGUCCCCCUCCACUGAAAGACAACGCGUCGUCUUUGGAAAAAACUCUGACAGGCCUUGUGAUGAAGUCCAAGAGGUUGUGUAUUUUCCUGCCAGAGACUAUGGUGCAGAGGAGAAGGUUGAGUGUACAUACAUAGAGAUAGAGCAGGUUGCCCACACUCAUGCAGUUGUGUUGAGCAGACCGGCGUGGCUGUGGGGGGCAGAAAUGGGCGCAAACGAGCAUCAAGUGUGUAUUGGAAAUGAAGCAGUGUGGGGCAGAGAGAGUGCUGACGGCGACGAAGCUCUUCUCGGCAUGGAUCUUGUCAGGCUUGGACUUGAGAGAGCCGACACAGCUGAGAGAGCUGUGAAUGUUAUCACUGAGCUGCUGGAGAAAUAUGGCCAGGGGGGAUCUUGCAUGGAGGAUGAGUGUGGCUUCACCUACCACAACAGCUUCCUCAUCUCAGAUAGGACAGAGGCAUGGCUGCUGGAGACAUCAGGGAAGUACUGGGCAGCAGAGAGAGUGGAAGGUGGAUACCGCAACAUUUCAAACGAGUAUGGCAUAACGACUAAGAUAGACAAGGAACAUCCAGGAAUGAGGGAAUAUGCACGAAGCAAAGGCUGGUGGGAUGGAAAGACUCAGUUCAACUUUGCCACAGUCUUCUCCUUUUUGACUACAGCCAGAAUUGAAGCCUCUGGGACCCGAUACUGUGCGGGGAAGAAAUUGCUGGAAAAGAGCUAUGGUCACAUCACUGCUGAGUCAAUGAUGGGUAUCCUGAGGGAUAAAGAGAGUGGCAUCAACAUGGAGGGCAUGUUCAUGACCACAGGAAGCAUGGUGUCUGUGAUACCCAGGGAUCCCACUCUGCCAGGGGUUCACUAUUUUACAGCAACUCCAGACCCUGAAAGGUCUGUGUUCAAACCUUUCAUCUUUGUGAAGAACCUCAUUCCGCUGAAAGAAACAACUUCUCCCACUUAUGGUCAGGAUGACCCUGUGAAGAAGAAACCCCGCUUCCAGUGCAAACCUGACCGCAAACACGAGUUGUUUGUCAAACAUGAACUGGUGGCUGCCAUCACUGAAUCCUACAAGGACAGAGGAAAGAAGAUCACAGAAAGUUUGAGGCAGCUUGAGAAAGAAAAGAUGGCACAGAUGGAGGGCCUUCUUACACAUGGUAUUGAGGAACCUGACAUUUGGGCAGAUCUGUUCUCAAGCUCUGUAAAGGAGGAGAUGGCUGUGUACAACAAAAGCUGAGAGACCCACUACUUGUUGGAACCACAGAACAGGCCUGAAGGGUGACAAUAGCAGUAUCUGCCUCUGCAGUUUACCUUCUAGUCGGGUAGAAGUACAAAUAUGCUCGUAUGAUAAAUCAGAAUACAACUGAAUAUUUAUUAAAGGGCAAUUUCUGAAUUUUAA